CAAAAAAAACAAGCAUUACUGGUGGGAAUGUAAGAUGUUGUAGCCAUUUUGCAAAACAGUCUGGCAGUUUUUCAAGAGGUUAAAUAUAGAUUUAUUACAUAACCCAGCAGUAAUACUCCUAGGUAUAUACCCAAGAGAAAACAUAUCCACACAAAAACUUACAUACAAAUGUUUAUAGCAGCAUUAUUCAUAAGAGCCAAAAAGUGGAAACAAUCCGCUUUCCAUGGAUGAACCUUGAAGUGAUUGCCUAAAUUAUCCUUUUUACUUAGGCAUUCACUUCUAAAUCCAGCUGUGCAUUGACAUCACCUGGGAAGCUUAUGCAGCUCCCUGGCAAUCUUUGAGGAUGGGACACCUGGAUUAAUGUUUGAAAUCCAUUAGAAUAGAUUAUCUCUAAGGUCCCUGAUAGCUCCAAAAAUUGUAAAAAAAAUCUCUAAUAGCGGGUCACCAAUGCCCACAUCUUUGAAGAAGAGACAUUAUUGGUACUUGGAACAGGUCUCCCAAUAGUUCCUUCUGGAAGCCUAAGUUGGUUCUUCUCUUAGGCAUCAUCCCAACCUCCACAAGGUUGAAUAAAGAUAUUCUUAACAAGGAUGAACUAUGGCUGAAGGGAUAGGCCACAUCUGAUUAUGUCUGUGUAGGCUGCUAUACUAAGAAAUCACCCCAUUUUGAAGAAAGCUACUCAUUAGCACAGAACUUGUCACUGCAAUUGAGAAUAACCAGUCCCUCCUUCUAUGACAUUUAUAGACACAGUUGGAUAGAAUAAAGUAAUAGACUUCUAACAAUCCCAGGCUUUCUGUUUAUCAGCACCUGUUUAGUCAUAAGCUGACUAAAGGCUCAGUGUUUAUAAUGGAACUUAUUUCUUGUUUUCUUUCUUCUCUUAAUAUUUAAGAACUAAGAUGAAUCAUGUUCCGGCUUUUGACCUCCUGCUGCUCUUGGCUAAAGACAACAGAAGAGACACGAAGGAAUGUGACCAUCCCUAUCAUUGGCUUGAACAACUCAGGCAAAACUGUUCUUGUGGAGGCAUUCCAAAAAUUACUUCCCAGUAAGACAGACCAUUGUAUGAAAUCGGAACUGACUACACUUUUGUUAGAUGAGUAUGAACUUUCCAUCUACGACCUGAAUGGAGAUCUGAAGGGCCGGGAAGCAUGGCCAAACUACUAUGCACAGGCCCAUGGGCUUGUUUUCGUCCUGGAUUCCAGUGACAUAAGACGCAUGCAGGAAGUGAAGAUCAUCUUAACACAUCUGCUGUCUGAUAAAAGAGUGGCAGGGAAACCCAUCUUACUCUUAGCAAACAAACAAGACAAGAAGAAAGCCCUCAUGCCUUGUGAUAUUAUUGACUAUCUACUUCUAAAGAAGCUAGUGAAAGAGAAUAAGUGCCCAUGCCGAGUGGAGCCAUGUUCAGCCAUCAGAAACCUUGAAAGAAGAAACCAUCAGCCCAUAGUUGAAGGACUGCGCUGGCUAUUAGCUGUCAUUAAUACCUGCCAACUACCACCUACCUCGAGCAUCUCAAUCUCCAAGAAUAACACAGGCUCUGGAGAAAGAUGCUCAUCACACAGCUUAUCCACCAGAACAGGAAUGUCAAAGGAGAAAAGACAGCAUCUAGAACAACGCCCAACAGAAGCUAAGCCUCUAAAGUCAAUCCUACAGAAAGAAGGUACAAGAUUACGGCCUAAAAAGAAUAUGUCAGUAACAUUUGCUUUAGAUGAACCCAUGAAAGAAGGUGAAUGUUCUAGGAGAACUAGAGUUUAGAACACUACGAAGUUUCACUACAAUUGAAGGAGUGACUUAUAGACUCCAGCUCCAUACGUUGAUGACAAUAUUUUUGAAGGUAAUGCUGGAUCAGUGGUUAGAGAAGAAAAUUUACAUAGGCCUUCCCUAACAAUUUCUACAAUAGUAUUCCAAUUUUGAGCCUGAAAUUCUUUCCUCACUCUAUGGUUGGUGAUUAGGAGAAGAGAAAUAGAAGAAGUACAGGAAGGGUGCUUGGGUACCAUCUUCUGGUAGUCCAGCAUGAUGCCCCAGCACUGGUUGACACAAGAUCUUUAGAUGGCUAUAGGGUUAUCUUAAAGUUUAUGAUUCCAGUGGUGGAAGUACAAGA
Molecule: messenger RNA, 2092 nt
Organism: Cercocebus atys (sooty mangabey)
Lineage: Eukaryota; Metazoa; Chordata; Mammalia; Primates; Cercopithecidae
Gene: ARL13A
Product: ADP-ribosylation factor-like 13A
Exons: 7
Coding region: 901-1746 (281 amino acids)
Biological process (GO): non-motile cilium assembly; receptor localization to non-motile cilium
Cellular component (GO): ciliary membrane; non-motile cilium
Molecular function (GO): GTPase activity; GTP binding
Source: RefSeq, a predicted model, not a curated record